Messenger RNA from Prosopis cineraria, 1465 nucleotides. RefSeq lists its product as uncharacterized. The record is from RefSeq and is a predicted model, not a curated record. Bases 266 to 1243 code for a protein of 325 amino acids. Lineage: Eukaryota; Viridiplantae; Streptophyta; Magnoliopsida; Fabales; Fabaceae. The transcript is spliced from 6 exons.
UUUUCUUUUCUCCGCCGAGUGGUGCUUAGUGCUCACUCUUGCCUGUUGCCACUCUCAUCUGCGGAGCGCCGUGUCGUCGACCAGGGCAAUGAUACUCCUCCUUCGCCUUUCUUCAGUGAUUAUCAAGGAUCUGCUAACUCAUGAACAAGUUCGGGAAGUUGGAAUUUUCAUUUAAUCAGCAAAAGCUUCUCAAUUGCACAGUGUUCGUCUUAUUUGCUAGUGUAAUGUUGGGGUUAUUUGCCUUUUCCAUUUAUAAGCUUCUAAGAUGAAGUCACAAGGCAAUGGGAUGUCUAGAGUUCAAAGGACAAAUUAUUCUCAAGGGGAAAGGCCUAAUUGGUUUCUUAUUAGUGUUGGUGCUUUGUUGAGUACCUUAUCAAUUCGUCUUGGUUUCAAGUGGAAGCAGUCACUCAACUCAAAAAGGGCUGAUAAUUCUCCAAAAUUUCAGAAAGGAAAUGCAAAACCUUUUAACACAAGAAAUUCUGGAGAUUGCUGUUGUCAGUCUGAUGGAUAUUUUCUAAAACAAGAUAGUCAUGGUUGCUUCAGUUGCAUUUCAGGAAAUGGACGUCCAGUGGAGCUCAAGGGCCAGAUGUUGAGUGAAUCUGAUGGGAUACUUCCUUUGGUGGCUGUGUCUAAUGCUGAAUUUAGCAAGGAUAAUGAUGUUAUUUGGUCAUCAUCUCUUGAUGGUCUUGAAUUGCCUUCAAGGCCAUUCCACCAUUCAAACUGCUCAGACUCGCCGUGUGUGUCAGAAUCAGGCUCCGACUUCUAUAAUAAGCGCGAAGUCAUACAUAAGCUGCGGCAACAAUUGAAGAGGAGGGAUGAUAUGAUUCUAGAGAUGCAAGAUCAGUUGGCUGAAUUGCAAAGCUCGCUUGAUGCUCAACAGCAACUUUCUUCUCAUUUACAAUCAAAGCUUGAGGCCGUAAAUAGGGAAUUGUUCGACUCAGAGAGAGAGAUCCGAAGGCUGAGAAAAGCUAUUGCAGAUCACUGUGUUGGACACGUUUCCAUAUCCUUGUACGGAAACGGUGAUACGAAAGAGCAUCCGAAUUGGGAGAGCCCUGAGAAAGCAAUGGAUGUUGAUAAUGAGAAAAGAGCUGAGAUGCUAAAAAAGCAAGUGGAAGAGUUGAAAGAGGUAAUUCAAGGAAAAGAGUACUUGGUUCAGAGUUACAAGGAGCAGAAAAAGGAACUCUCUUUGAAGAUCAUGGAAUUGCAGCAGAGAUUGGAUUCUCAGCUGCCACAUAUAUUGUAGGGAAACUGUCAGUGAAUCCUUUGCUUUUUAUAUUUUAGCCUCUUUUAGGUUACAAAUUGUCGUGGAGGCUCAUCUUUCUCAUCUUCUAGUUUCUCAAUGUGAAUACUAAUUAGCUUAGGCUUUGAUUGUUGGGUUGUGUAUUCCUUUUUGCUGGUUCUACUUUUAUUGGAUGUUUCACAAGGUAUAUGUAGUGCAGAGAAUUGUCUCUCUUUUUCUCUUUUC